GGCCGUUACUUUCCCAGAGUGGCGGGGCGACGUCAGGCGGAAGGGCGCGGGGCGCGCACGCUUUAAAUGGCAUUCGCUGUCAUCCGAGCUCGCAGUCGUGUGGGCAGGAGCGGGCUAUAUAAGCCGCUAGCCGGGCCGCUUCGGGGCAGACAGCGACAGCAGCGGCGGCGAACGCCUCGGAGCGCAGCGGAGCAGCGUCCCCGGAGCCCCGAGCCCCCCGACGGGCCCGCCCGCCCGCCCUUCCGAGGAGCGUCUGCCCGGGCCCGCAAGGGCCGCCACCACCCCACAGCAGAUUUGGAUCCCCCGCCCGGCGAGCCCCAGGCUGCUGCCUCCCGGGGGGCCCCGGCGCAGCGGCCGCCCCCUGAGAGCCCCAGCGCCCCGCCGCCCGGCCCCGCGGACGCCGGCGGCGCCAUGGCGGCCGCCAAGCCCAGCGAGCUCAUGGGCAUCUGCUCCAGCUAUCAGGCGGUGAUGCCGCACUUCGUGUGCCUGGCCGACGAGUUCCCGCAGCCCGUGCGGCCCGCCAAGCUGUCCAAGGGCAAGGGCCGGCUGCGGCGGCCGCGCCAGUCCCGCUUCAAGACGCAGCCGGUGACCUUCGACGAGAUCCAGGAGGUGGAGGAGGAGGGGGUGUCCCCCAUGGAGGAGGAGAAGGCUAAGAAGUCGUUCCUGCAGAGCCUGGAGUGUCUGCGCCGCAGCACGCAGAGCCUGUCGCUGCAGAGGGAGCAGCUCAGCAGCUGCAAACUGAGGAACAGCCUGGACUCCAGCGACUCCGACUCGGCCCUGUGAGGGGCGCCGCCCGGAGGGGGCACAAGCGCGCUUCCGCGGCCUGCCCCGGGGCCCGCGGGUGCACACCAAGAGGACCCGCGCCCCGCGCCGGGGGUACCCCUCAGGACCGGGGAUCACCACCCCUCGCGCGCUUGGACUCCCGCCCCGCUGCGAACUGGUGGGUGCGCCCUCCGCUGCGCUUGCCCUGGCUCCUGCGCACUCGGGGACGCCAGGGAGGGGGGCUGCUUUCUUUGCCCUUGUAAAUGUUUAUUUUUUAACUCUUCCCAGUACGAACUGUGAGUGUGUGCGGGAGGCGGCCCGCGCUGACUCGCCCGGGUCUCGCCAGGGUAGCCGCUCCACGCCCGUGUCUGAUGGUUUGCAACUCCGAUUUUGCACACCGCUCCACCGUGCCCCCCAGAGCACACCUGUUCACACUCACGCCAACACUCUCUCGCUGAACACUUUUAUAAUUGUUAGGCGGGCUGAUGGGACUUUGGUGCGCAGCGCGGCUGCUGCUGCGGCCCGAGGAUUGAUAUUUAUUUUUGCAUUGCAACUGCUGGAGGCGUUUAUUUAACCAUCUUUUUACCCGGAUAUGUCUGUGAGGCUCCUGAAUGGAGACAAAUAAAGUCAAUAUAUUUGCACAGUG
Marmota monax (woodchuck) is the source of this 1408-nucleotide messenger RNA. RefSeq names its product chromosome unknown C11orf96 homolog (gene CUNH11orf96). The record is from RefSeq and is a predicted model, not a curated record. Lineage: Eukaryota; Metazoa; Chordata; Mammalia; Rodentia; Sciuridae. The transcript has a single exon. The coding region runs from base 67 to 783 and encodes 238 amino acids.